AUGGCGCCUACAAAGAUGCCUUUACGGGCUGAUGAAGAGCAGGGCAAGAAGGAUGAUGAUCACCGAAUGUCCGACCCAACGCGAUUCCGUCCCCUUCAAAAGUCGAGAAUUCCUCGUCCCCGACGUCUUAUAGCAGUGCUGGUUACACUUUUUCUUCUUUAUGAGUUUUUCAAGCACAUGCCCACAGACUUAGCACCCGCGGCCGAACGAUACAAUCCGAAGAUCGCGGCGCUUAAACACCAGAACCCCACACCUCUAGAAUCGGUACAGUCGCCCACGCCGCCAAAGGUCCAUAUAUCACCAGAGAUAAACAUAGACCACAAGGAACAAGCGGAACGGGCUUACGAUGGAAAGAUCCAUUUCUACGAACUGGCCCAAUCGCUCCCUCGCAAACCACGGCCUGCGACGUUGGCUAGCGAGGUAGUAUUAUUUGCCGCAGCCAGUCUUCAUAGUGUGUCAGAUAUGCUGCCACUAGCCUGCAGGAUGGCUUCCAAGCGGUUGACUCACGUACAUUUUGUCUUGAUGGGGAAGGAGGAGGUGUCGAUUGAUGGCAUUAAACAGGUGAACGGGAUUCGCGACCCCGAAUGCCCAAUAACCUGGCAUGACAGCCGACCAGACCGUGCACCCGACUCUACGCAUGCCCGUCUAGAAAUGUCGGUGGCAGGAGGGUUUGAGAUCCUCCAAGCGUUCAUCGCCCCGGAAGUUAUCAUCACGCAAAGUCGAGACUGGGAAGAAUCUUUUUUCUGGAAUGGUCUUCAAACACAUAAGAAGGCGUCGGACACUCCUCAUAUUGCACUUCCUGCCCCUUCGAUCAAUCUCAUGUGGAUGGCGCAUAUUGAGAGCACCGCUCUUCGAGCCUGGAACGAUGUCCAUGUCGAUAUGUUAGUCCAUGCUUCUGAAUCAUCAAGCUCCCUAAUUCGACUAAUACGGUCAUUGGAUGCUGCCGAUUAUCUGGGUACUGAGCCCAGCUUGACUAUCGAGCUACCUCCCUGGACCGACACUGAUUUGCUAGAAAGCUUGCAAAAUCUGGAUGGGUUGUCUCAAUUGAAAGGACGCAUCACCCUGCGGCGACGCAUCCAACCCCACGACAUGGACCCGGUCGAGUCUUCCCUUCGCACUGUGGAAAGCUUUUACCCUCUAAACCCGAGAGUGUCACACUUACUCAUGUUGUCUCCCCAGACGGAGCUGGCCCCGUCAUUCUAUCAUUAUCUUAAAUAUAGCAUACUGUUUUACAAGCAGUCUGCUCGUGCACAACAAGGGGCAUCGAGACUCUUAGGCAUUUCACUAGAACUGCCAUCUGUGAAGCCAACUUCCGAGAGCGAGUCAUUCACUCCACCAGUGCAGCGGUCUUCUGAUUCGACUCGAGAUCCCAAGCAAGAAAACAUUCCAUCUUUCCUCUGGCAGAUGCCUAACAGCAAUGCGGCACUCUACUUCGGAGACAAAUGGGCCGAGUUGCACUCGUUUGUUUCUAGUCGUUUGGCUAUCCCAGAGGCAACUGCCGGUAUUGCCUCGCGAGACAAGCUCAUCUCCACUAAAUAUCCCGCCUUUAUGGAAUAUCUACUGGAGAUGAUAAGAGCCAAAGGAUACUAUAUGAUUUAUCCCUCAUUUCCCGGACGUACGGCCUCACCUCUGGCCACAGUACAUACGGACUUGUAUCAUCCUCCAGAGGAGUUCGCGCAUGGAGCAGACCCCAAACAGCCCAACGGUAUUGGAGGACUGUCGGCAGAAAAUCCGCUUGACCGUGCGCAUACCAUCAUGCCUCUGCUCGACACGUUCGAACUCGGGCAGUCUCUCCUUGAGUCGGUUCCUUUGCUGUCCUAUGAUGCAGAGCGGUUAACAGAAGAAAUGUUUCUGAAGCAGACCAUGGACUAUGCCAAAGAAUUCAGGACUCGAUAUGGAACUUGUUCUCACGGUGAAGACUUUGGCGAUGACCCUUCUGCACAUCUGUUCUGUCUCAAUGUAUGA
This is a messenger RNA of Penicillium cataractarum, 1965 nucleotides long. RefSeq lists its product as uncharacterized. The coding region runs from base 1 to 1965 and encodes 654 amino acids. The record is from RefSeq and is a predicted model, not a curated record. The transcript has 3 exons. NCBI's taxonomy places the organism in Eukaryota, Fungi, Ascomycota, Eurotiomycetes, Eurotiales, Aspergillaceae.